Molecule: messenger RNA, 1272 nt
Organism: Drosophila navojoa
Lineage: Eukaryota; Metazoa; Arthropoda; Insecta; Diptera; Drosophilidae
Gene: PGRP-LF
Product: Peptidoglycan recognition protein LF
Biological process (GO): peptidoglycan catabolic process
Molecular function (GO): zinc ion binding; N-acetylmuramoyl-L-alanine amidase activity
Source: RefSeq, a predicted model, not a curated record
UUGAUUUUAUUAGACAUGAAAAACCCAACAUUACCAACGAGCAUCGAAAGUCAAACGCCGUCUACAAAUGUAAGGCCACUGCGUGGUUUGCUGUUGAAGUGUGGCCUGCUGUUGGCAGUGGUUGCCUCAACCGGCGCUUACUUCGUGUGGCUAAUGAACCAAAGCAGCGAGCUGCUCAGCACCGGCCUGCGCAUUCUCGAUCGCAGUGAGUGGCUUGGGGAACCACCGAGCGGAUUCAAGCGGCUGCCCACGCCCGUUUCAAAUGUCAUCAUACAUCAUACGGCCACGGAGGGCUGCGACACAGAGGAAGCGUGCAUUUAUCAGAUGCGUAUGAUACAGACGUUCCAUAUGGCCUCGCUGGACUAUACGGAUAUUGCCUAUAAUUUUCUGGUGGGCGGCGAUGGCCAGGUGUACGUGGGUCGCGGCUGGCAUGCACAGGGCCAGCACAUCUCGGGCUAUGGCUCUGUCUCACUCAGCAUUGCCUUCAUAGGGACCUUCACGAAUGUGGCCCCGGAGGAUAAGCAGGUGCGUGCAGCCAAGCGGCUGAUGGACGAGGGCGUGCGCCUGCACAAGCUGCAUCCGGACUAUCACAUCUAUGCCCACCGGCAGCUGAGACCCACCGAAAGUCCUGGCCAGAAGUUGUUUGAGCUGAUGCGGCACUGGCCACGCUGGACUGAAGAUGUGACCUCAUUGCGCAGAUUGAACGACGAGCCGUUGAGGCUUGUGGCACGCGCUGCUUGGCUGGCCCAGCCCGCUCUGAAGGAGCUGCCUCCCCUGGAGCUGCCAGUCAAAGCUGUGCGCUUUGAGUUCACCCUGUCCGAGCCAUGCACCACACAGGCAUCGUGCACCUUUCACAUGCGCUUUUUGCAAAUCCUGCACAUCGAGACCGAGAACAAACAGGACAUUAACUACAAUUUCGUGGUGGGUGGCGAUGGCAACGUCUACGUGGCCAGGGGCUGGGACGCUAGCUGCGAGUCUGCGACCGACGCAGAUAAGCCACAAUUGGAUGCGCUCAUUGUGGGCUUUCUGGGCAGGUCGAAGCCCAAUGCCAGUCAAAUGAAAGUCGCACAGGAUCUGCUUGCACAGGGCAUCAAAUUGGGCAAGCUGGCGAAGGACUAUGAGCUGAUAGACGAACUGAAGUAGAGCUGCAGCCAGACGCGGCUUAGCCAGUGCCCCAGCAAGGGGCGCCAUUCCGUGAACUUCACCAAAUACUAUUCUACAUUAAUUGAUAGUCCCAGUUAAAUUAUAUAAUAAAUUUACUUUUUUUUUUUA